CUUUUUGUGUCAACCAUGAGUGACAUUUAAAAUCAAUCUUUUUAUUCUCGGAUUUCUUCCACUGGUUUUGUGGAAGAAAUUUAUCUAUUUAUUUUGAAUAUUACUAUCUAAAUUUCUCGUGUGUAUAAAAUAAGACAAAAUGGUACUCACCGCGGACGUUCACCUGCCCGAAGAUUCGGAAUUGACGGUGUCUGAAGUUCAUUUAUCGUCUUCUACUUUGAUCGCUGGCUCCUUUCAUUUAGGAAAAUAUUGUGAACAAGCCAAUAAUGAAUACAUGCUAUGCCGCUUAGAGGAGAAUGAUCCGAGGAAAUGCAUCAAGGAGGGCAAGGCUGUCACGGCCUGCACGAUGGAGUUCUUCCGGAAGGUGAAGAACUCUUGCCUGAAUGAGUUCAACCAGUACUCCAACUGUAUUGACAAGAGCUCUGGCGACUUCAGUUUGAGGCAAUGCCGCAACACUCAGGCUGUGUUCGACAAGUGCGCGCUCGACAAGCUGAACAUCGAACGUCCGGCCUUCGGGUACUUCACCGAGGCGCGUGUACAUGAUACCAAGAGGCCAAAGCCUUUGGAAGAACCGAAGGCGGUGUACCCGGACAGUACUCCGGAACUACCGGAGAAUGCCGAGAAGAAACCAGCAAGAUUCGGCUCUCGAUUCUACUGGAUGACCGAAUAAACGGCCAUAGCCGACCAAACAAUAAAAAAAGACAAUGGUAUUUGCGCGAAAAAUGGAAUGACGUUACUUUUGGCGGGAAUUCUGUUUCGAUUUUGACAGAUUUUGUUGUAAAUAAUAAUGGGAAAUAUUUAUUUUGCAUAAAACUAAAUAUAUCUAAAAUUAUUAUUUAAUACCCUGUUCCCUGUUAUUAUUGACGGGAUCCGUUUUUAUUGUAAAAAUUUAAUCUAAUCGAUGAAAAUUUGAAUUUUCCUUUGCCAUUGCUAUGUUUCGUUUCACCUUUUUCACGCAAUACCAUCGUCCAAAAAAGUAAGGCAUUUGAUAAGUUUUCUCCUAACAGCAAUAAGUUUAUUUAAAUUAUAAGAAAACAGUGUUAACAGAACAAUAAAUCAUGUGCAACUCGUCUAAUGUUUUACUUUGUUUAUGAAAUAGCUAUUAUUGAUUUGUAGAGUAAUAAAUGUUGGAAUU
Messenger RNA from Trichoplusia ni (cabbage looper), 1135 nucleotides. RefSeq names its product NADH dehydrogenase [ubiquinone] 1 alpha subcomplex subunit 8 (gene ND-19). Lineage: Eukaryota; Metazoa; Arthropoda; Insecta; Lepidoptera; Noctuidae. Bases 140 to 670 code for a protein of 176 amino acids. The record is from RefSeq and is a predicted model, not a curated record. Gene Ontology annotation, biological process: mitochondrial electron transport, NADH to ubiquinone. The transcript has 4 exons.